Mycotypha africana is the source of this 462-nucleotide messenger RNA. RefSeq lists its product as uncharacterized. The coding region runs from base 68 to 259 and encodes 63 amino acids. Gene Ontology annotation, biological process: ceramide biosynthetic process. Gene Ontology annotation, cellular component: serine palmitoyltransferase complex. The record is from RefSeq and is a predicted model, not a curated record. Lineage: Eukaryota; Fungi; Mucoromycota; Mucoromycetes; Mucorales; Mycotyphaceae. Gene Ontology annotation, molecular function: serine C-palmitoyltransferase activity. The transcript is spliced from 2 exons.
UUUUUCCAUUUGCUGAAAACAGUAUUAACCUCUUUAUUUCCCUUUUUACAAAAAGAGCAUUCGAAUCAUGGAGAGUAAUCGACUUUCUCAGUUUUUGUCUAGAAAAUUAUAUCAAUAUGAAUUACAAACAGCUUUAUACAUGUUAGAGCCUUGGGAGAAGGCUAUAUUCAACACAAUUGUAUUAAGCAUUGUCUCCUUAUCCAUUGUGACAAUGUACCAAUAUACACCUGUUAUUUUUAAGUAUUUUUCGACCAUUUAGAGGAAACAAAAUGACGAAUAUCACUUGUAAUGGCUCUUCCCAAAGCAAAUGCUCCUCUUUCCUUUUCAUCAACCUUUGUACAGUUAAAAAAACAGUUCCCUUCUUCACUGCAGUUAUCCUUCACUUACAUAUAAGUUCUAUCUACUCUUUACACAACCAUUUCAUUAAUCACGUUUUCCAAUAAAUUACAGUUUAUUAUGCAU